CGUGGUGCUGCGUGAGGGGCGAGCAGCGUGUUUCCGGUAAGAGCAACACAACAGUACCACUAAAAACCUUCCGGAGUAAUCAACGAGCGACGGGGAACACACGCGGCAAUGGAAUCCGAGUUUCGGGAAAUCGACGAGCUCGGGAACUGGACCGCCGUUUACCAGGAGAUCAGGCAGCAGUCCAGCGACCUACCAUGUAAGCUGGCCAAACUUCCAGAAAACAGAAGUCGUAAUCGCUACAGAGACGUCAGCCCAUUUGACCACAGCCGAAUUUGUCUACAGAUUGGCAAUAAUGACUACAUCAAUGCUAGUCUGAUCUCUGUUGAGGAAGCUCAGAGAAACUACAUACUAACUCAGGGCCCAUUACCAAACACCUGCGGCCAUUUCUGGGAGAUGGUGUGGGAACAGUGCUGCCGAGGGGUCGUGAUGCUGAAUCGUGUUAUAGAGAAAGGCUCCGUAAAGUGUGCUCAGUACUGGCCACAGCGAGAGGAGAGGGAUGCUGUUUUUAAGGACACAAACUUCAAACUCACUCUGAUCUCAGAGGAUGUGAAGUCGUACUACACAGUAAGACAGCUGGAGCUGGAGAAUCUGUCGACUCAUGAAACACGGGAGAUUCUUCAUUUCCACUAUACCACAUGGCCAGAUUUCGGUGUGCCUGAGUCACCCGCAUCUUUUCUCAACUUCCUGUUCAAAGUGCGUGAGUCAGGCUGUCUGAGCCCCGAGCACGGCCCUGUUGUGGUCCACUGCAGUGCGGGUAUCGGCCGCUCUGGAACGUUCUGCCUUGUAGACACCUGCCUUCUAUUGAUGUCUCAGAGGAAAGAUCCAUCGUCAGUACGUAUCCGAGAGGUUUUGUUGGAAAUGCGAAAAUACCGCAUGGGCCUAAUACAAACAGCUGAUCAGCUGCGUUUUUCUUACCUCGCUGUCAUAGAGGGUGCCAAAUACAUCAUGGGAGACACCUCUGUACAGGAGUCAUGGAAGGAGUUAUCGAAUGAGGAGGACCUCCCCCCUGAAUUUACUCCUCCUCCCAGGCCACGCCCCCCAAUAAACCCCCCUAAUGGCACAGGUGAAAUGGUGAACUCUGACCCCACACACUUCUUCGUUGAGACCGCAAAGGACAACAUAGAAAUCUGUGCAAACAGUGCACCUCAGACAUUCACAGAUGGUCCUGACCUUCGCAGACGGGCUGCUGCUGGAGAGGUUGGAGUAACAACAUUGCCAAGCGAGCAGCCUGUCAACCCCAUAAUUGCAACAGAAGCCCCUCCCAAACCAGCUCGGUCCCCUCCCAAGACUCCACCUGCAGAUGAUGCCCAUGGAGCAUGGAGCCCCCUGCUGGCCAACAUGUGUGUGUGCACAGCGCUGGUUUUAGCUUUUGUGUGUACCCCAAAGGUGACACUGGCACUUCAUCUGUCUGAGUCAAGAGAAAAUGUAAAAUGCUCAAGCAAGUGACUGAACUGUCCCCUCAAUCACUCAUUUGUUGCUGGAGAGACUUAUUCUGGCAUAUUGUUUUUCUUUCUUGGUCAAAUCUGUUUUCGCUUGGCCCAAAGGUUCAAAAUAUUUAAAAAAUAUUGGAGCUGGCAUCUUAAGUUUAGUUCCCUCCAAUUAAGAAGUUAUUUCUUUAUUUACUCACCCCUAUGUUGUUCCAAACCUGUAUGAAAAGACAUUCUGAAGAAUGUUGACAGUUUAUCAUUUUUGGGUAAACUAUCCCUUUAACCUCUGGAUGACUCAUUCAGGACAAAAAGUUAAAUCUUAUACAGCCUAUCGGCGGCUUUUCCAGAGGGCCAAUGCAAUAAAAGUAGCUGCGGGCAUUUCGUUUUUUUUGUCAAACCAGAGCUCAUUGCAGUCACUCUAUCUUUUGUUGGGCCACUGCCUUAUUAAACCAAAAUGUUUAAGUUUUGCAGCCUCUCUAUUGGCCCUCAUAUUCUGCAUUUGGUGGGUCUUUAGGGCUUCAGCAAUUGAGAGGAAGCAAGUUCACUUCUAUAAUUGCUUCAUGUAAGCAUAAUGCUUUAUUAUUUGUCAGGUCAAUUUAAGCACCAAUAGUGUGUGUGGCAAAGUCAGACCAGCAGGUGGCAGAAUUGAGAGUAAUGGAGAAUUUCGCUUGGGUUGGGGCUUGUGGGAAUGGCUUUGAAUUUAAAUUUCUGUUUCACUGUUUGUCUGCUGCAAUAUAGAUACAUUCAGAUUCUUGUGACCCAUUUCAGAAAACUUAAUGUAUGGUGUCUAGUGAGUGUCAAACUCACCAAAAUCCAAACACCAGCACUGAAUGAAUGAAAAAGAUCAGUGACCGUGAGCUGGCUUUGGGGUUUUAUUGGGUUUCUGUUUUAUUGCAUUAAUGUUUUUAUCACAGUAAUAAAUAUCCUGAGAGAUUAUACACAUUUGAUGAUUGUUCAUAAUGUUAAUUUGAUAAAAUUUAAUGUAAAAAUGUAUUUGUUGAAAUAACAUUGAUUAGUAAGUGCUGUAAAAGUAUUGUUCAUGUUAACUAAUAUGGUUAACAUGAUAAAAUAAUAUCUAAGAUCAAAUGAAGCCAUAUAUUAUAUAAUUCUUAUGUUGCUCCAAGCCUGUAUGACUUAAGUGGAACACAAAAGACGUUUUGAAGAAUGUUUCAACUGUUUUUGUCCAUUUAAUGAAUGUCAGUGAGGUCCAUUGUUGUUUUGGACCCCAUUGGCUUUCAUUGAAUGGACAAAAUGAUAAUAAAAACAUUGAGACAUGUUUCUUUUGCGUUCCACAGAAGAAAGAAAUGCAUGCAGUUUUGAUGCAACUUGAGGGUGAGUAAAUGAUGUCAGAAUCUUCAUUUUUGGAUGAACUCUCUUUAGGUUUAAUGGUGACAUGGCUAUUUGACUACUAGCUGACCAGUCCAGAAUGGUAAUUUUUGGGCCGUCGGGUAGUUUUCCUAUUUGUCGGUGGGGAUAAGCGGUUAACGCUCUGAAGCUCAUGUAAAAUUGGUGCCACCAUCCAUCGUAGUGACUUUCUGUCUCACUCCCAAAAUCAGGUCCAGUUGCUGGACCCACAGAAUGUAAAGUCUCUUCUUGCCAGCUUUAUUUACAUGCAUAUAUAGAGAAAUGUAUUUGUCGAUUUCCUUUUUGUCAUAUUCAGUUAUUUCUGGAUUGGAAGACAUGUGAAAGCAUCCUCUGUCUUUGUAUAUAAGGCUCCUUUUUCCCAUCAUCCUCUUGUUCUUUUUAAUGUUGAUUAUCUAUUUGUUUUUGUAAGUAAAGCGUAUUAUGCUUUGUUCUGGUUGGAUGUAUUGACAUUUGAAAUUUUAUUUUUGGACACAACUCAAAGCUGAUGCUGUGGUAAUAAACUUAUGCUUCU
Xyrauchen texanus (razorback sucker) is the source of this 3303-nucleotide messenger RNA. Its product is annotated as tyrosine-protein phosphatase non-receptor type 1-like. Lineage: Eukaryota; Metazoa; Chordata; Actinopteri; Cypriniformes; Catostomidae. The transcript has 11 exons. The coding region runs from base 109 to 1446 and encodes 445 amino acids. The record is from RefSeq and is a predicted model, not a curated record. Gene Ontology annotation, biological process: protein dephosphorylation. Gene Ontology annotation, molecular function: protein tyrosine phosphatase activity.